Coffea eugenioides is the source of this 3279-nucleotide messenger RNA. RefSeq names its product probable LRR receptor-like serine/threonine-protein kinase At3g47570. The coding region runs from base 1 to 3279 and encodes 1092 amino acids. The record is from RefSeq and is a predicted model, not a curated record. Lineage: Eukaryota; Viridiplantae; Streptophyta; Magnoliopsida; Gentianales; Rubiaceae. Gene Ontology annotation, molecular function: protein binding; protein kinase activity; ATP binding. Gene Ontology annotation, biological process: protein phosphorylation. The transcript has 4 exons.
AUGGAGAAACUUCACAACCUCUCCCCUUUUGGAUUUGUGUUGCUGUGUUUUCUUUCAGCUUCCUUAGCCAUGCUUCCGACCAAUAUUACCACUGAUCAGUCAUCUCUUCUUGCCUUGAGAUCUCACAUCUCAUUUGACCCUCACCAAAUCUUGGCAAACAACUGGUCUGUCAGAUCUUCUGUAUGUGAAUGGAUUGGAGUGACCUGCGGCUUUCGGCAUCUCAGAGUGACCGGCUUAAGUAUUUCAAACAUGAAUUUUUCCGGCACCUUACCUCCACAAUUGGGGAACCUAUCAUUUCUUGUUUCGCUUGACAUGAGAAACAACAAUUUCCACGGAGAGAUGCCGCAUGAAAUUGCUCGUUUGCGCCGAUUAAAAGUACUUAAUUUGGGCAUCAACAAUCUCAAAGGAGAGUUACCCUGGUGGAUUGGUUCAUUUCCUAAACUUCGUCACUUGAAUCUUGGAAACAAUAGUUUCACUGGUCGUAUCCCAUCUUCCAUCUCUAACUUGUCAAAGCUAGAGACUAUAUAUCUUUCGUUCAACCCUCUGCAAGGAAACAUUCCCAUGGGGAUUUUCAAUAUUUCCUCGCUGCAAAUCAUUCACCUUAUGGAUAAUGGCCUAUCCGGAGUUCUUCCAAGUGACAUGUGUUACCGUCUUCCUAGACUGAGUAUCCUUGACCUAUCAAUGAACAAGUUAAAUGGUCAAUUACCAUCAAGUGCUUUAGCCCAGUGUUCAGAACUUCAGGUGCUGUCUUUGUCUCUCAAUGAAUUUGGAGGUGCCGUACCAAAAGAAAUUGGAGAACUGAAGAAGCUUGAGGAGCUAUACUUGGGUAUCAACCAUUUAGAAGGUGAAAUUCCAAAAGAAAUUGGUAACUCAACUAUGAUGAAAACACUAGAUUUCAGAUCAAACAACUUAGCAGGUGCAAUACCACGAGAGGUUGGUAACUGCUACUUUCUCCAACACAUCAACAUGGAUUUCAGUAGCUUAACUGGUUCCAUACCAAUAGAGAUCUUCAACCUCUCAAAGUUGAUUAUUAUGUCACUUACACAAAAUCAACUUUCAGGCAAUCUGCCAUCCACAUUCGGUUAUAGGCUUCCCAAUCUAGAAGAGCUUUACCUCGGCAUUAAUUCCUUCUCUGGAGUAUUACCUACCUCAAUCUCAAAUUCUUCUAAACUUCGUAGAGUAGAUUUUGGUACUAACAAGUUCACAGGUCCAAUUCCUACUUCCUUGGGGGACCUAAGUCUCCUGGAACUACUGAAUCUAUUCGGCAACAAUUUAACGAGCGACUCCUCAUCUCAAGAGUUGAGCUUCAUCUCUUCAUUGACAAAAUGCCAAUAUUUGUCAAUAUUGGUCUUGAGUGACAAUCCAUUCAAUGGGAUCAUUCCAGACUCAGUUAGUAAUCUUUCAACUUCCCUUCAACUGUUAUCUGCAUCAGAUUGUAAAAUCAAGGGCAGCAUUCCUGAUGGAAUUGGAAACUUUAGUAGUUUGAUCCAGUUAGAUCUAUCCAACAAUGAGCUAAAUGGGUCGUUGCCAGCUAGGAUAAAAGAUUUACGAAAGCUUCAAGGAAUGGAUCUUAGUGUGAACAAACUAAGCAAAGUGCCCCUAGAGUUUCUUUGUGCUCUCUAUGACUUGGCUACAAUAGAUCUUGGACAAAAUCAAAUUAUGGGCUCAAUACCAAAGUGCAUGGGAAAUUUUACUUCCCUGAGGAAUCUUAACCUAAGCCACAAUAGACUAAAUUCUUCCCUACCUGUAGAAAUAUGGAACCUGAAAGAUCUCUUGGAGCUUGACCUCUCCUCAAAUUUGCUGAGUGGAUCUCUGCCGCAAGCAAUUACGAAUAUGCAGAUGGCAAAUUUGGUAGAUUUGUCAACCAAUCAGUUCUCGGGUGCCAUUCCUGACACAAUUGGAGAGAUCCAGAACCUGCAAAAUCUCUCUCUAGCACACAACAGAUUGCAAGGAUCAAUCCCAGAGUCGAUCGGCAAGAUGUUAAGCUUGGAGUCAUUGGAUCUAUCACAUAACUUUCUCUCUGGAUCGGUUUCAAUGUCAAUGGAGAACCUUCGGUAUCUUAGACAUUUCAAUGUCUCUUUUAACAAUUUAAUUGGUGAAGUUCCUUCCAAAGGGCCUUUUAUCAACUUCACUGCCGAAUCCUUCACUGCAAAUCAAGCACUGUGUGGAGCUCAAAGGUUUCAUGUGCCUCCAUGCCCAAAUAUUUCAGCUCAUAGAUCGAGAACAAAAAAAGUGCGUCAAACGAUUUAUAUUCUUCUGGGGAUGAUAAUAGCAAUGGGAGUCUUGUCCUUUGGAUUUUUUUACCUAAGGUAUGGAAAGAAAGAUGGACUUUCCAGUGGAGCAAAUUUAUCCUUAGUUGCAAUGCCAGAAAGAAUUUCAUAUUUCGAACUUCUAAAAGCAACUAAUGGGUACAGCGAAAGCAAUUUGUUGGGAACUGGAAGCUUUGGAUCUGUUUAUAGAGGUACUCUUGAUGAUGGAAGGGUCGUGGCUGCUAAAGUUUUCAAUUUACAAGUCGAAGGAGCAUUCAGGAGUUUUGAUGUAGAAUGUGAAGUACUGCGCAAUCUUCGCCACAGAAACCUCACAGGAGUCAUCACCAGUUGCUCUAACCCUGAGUUUAAGGCAUUAGUGCUUGAGUUCAUGCCUAAUGGGAGUCUUGAGAAGUGGUUGUAUUCGCACAACUAUUUUCUGGAUCUGAUGCAGAGAUUAGACAUAUUGAUUGAUGUUGCAUGUGCAUUGCAAUAUCUCCACUGUGAGUAUUCAACUCCAGUAAUUCACUGUGAUUUGAAACCGAGUAAUGUCCUGCUGGAUCAAGACAUGGUUGCCCAUCUAAGUGAUUUUGGCCUUACAAAGUUGUUGGGUGAGGAUAACAGCAUCACAUACACCGAAACACUAGCCACACUUGGCUAUCUCGCACCAGAGUAUGGAUUGGAAGGAUUAGUAUCAACAAAAUGUGAUACCUACAGUUUUGGAAUUAUGAUGAUGGAAGUCUUCACAAGAACAAAACCUAAUAGUGAAAUGUUUGGCGAAAACUUGAGCUUGAAGAGUUGGAUAACUAAUUCAAUACCUGAUGGAUUAGCUCAUGUAAUCGAUGCUAAUUUGCUGAAGGAAAAUGAUGAAUACUUUGUUGAAAACCGAAGUUGUAUAGCCUCAAUCAUGAAAGUGGCUCUGGACUGCACGAUGGAAUCUCCAAGAGAGAGAAGCAACAUACAAGAUGUUCUUGUUGCGCUCAAAAAGAUCAAGCUUCAGUACAUAAGUGCCCUCCAUUCAAGGACGUCUUAA